Messenger RNA from Trichomonas vaginalis G3, 816 nucleotides. Its product is annotated as mature ribosome assembly. Bases 1 to 816 code for a protein of 271 amino acids. The record is from RefSeq and is a predicted model, not a curated record. The transcript has a single exon. Gene Ontology annotation, biological process: cytosolic ribosome assembly; ribosome biogenesis. NCBI's taxonomy places the organism in Eukaryota, Parabasalia, Trichomonadida, Trichomonadidae.
AUGGCUGAUAUUAUCAUUCCAGUUGGCCAAAAGCUUUUAUCAAAUGUUUCUAUUGUCAAACUGAAGAAGAAUGGCAAGCAAUUCGAAAUUGCUGUCACUCCAAACAAAGUCACAAGUUGGAGAAAUGGUCUGGAAAAAGAUAUUGAUGAAGUUGUACAAUCACAUUCAAUUUUCUCAAAUGUAGAUCGUGGAAUGCUCGCUAAACAGUCAGAAGUAUUAGAAACACUCGAAGUUGAUGAUAUGGAAAAAGCAUUACGUUUAAUUCUUGAUCAAGGAAAACUAAAACUCGCAGAAAAAGAAAGGAAACUUGUUAUUGAGAAUCUUACUAAGGAUAUUGCAUCAAUUGUUGCAUCACAAUGUGUAAAUGUAAAUACAGAACGUCCUCUAACACCAUCGACUGUUGAAAGAGCAAUGAAAGAGAUAGGAUUCUCAGUUAAACCUACAAAACCAGCCAAAACUCAAGCACUUAAAGUUAUUCGUGAUUUAAAGGCUGCACACUAUCCAACUGCACGUGCUAAGAUCAGACUAGUUUUCUACAUUACUCCUGAACAUGCAGAGAAGAUGAUAUCCAUGCUUCCUUUAGUAGAAAAAGUUGAUAAAUCAGAUCUGAACCAAACCGCUGUUAUUGCUCAAGUUGAACCAGGCUCAUUAAGACAAGUGGUCAAAGAGCUUGCAGAACAGUUUGGAGCUGAUAUUAAAAUAGAUAUUCUCGAACUUUACGUUUCUCCAACAAUGGAGGCUUCAGAGAAGAAGCAGGAUGAAACUGGAGAUAAGAAACAAGAAAAUGAUUCCGAUGAAGAAGAAAAUAAUGAAUAA